AUGUGUGUGUUUUAUUUCACAGAUCUGCUCAUAUUUUGUCAAGCAGCAGAGACUUUAACAGAUCAACCAACAGAUUUGGCUCAAACUGUGACUAUAAACUGUGAUUUUGAUGUACAGGAGGUUAACUGGUUAUUACUGAAACUACCAGAUUCCCCGGUUCUGAUAUUACUCUCUUCUACAACUUCAGCUACUUUUUACUACAAUAAAACAUUUAAACACAAAUAUUCAGUGCAAAGUAAACAUCGUCUGUUCAUAAACAAUGCCACUCUUGAUGAUUUAGGACUUUAUUACUGUGUGACCACAGAUGCACCUCCAAAAUACAGCAGCGGCACCAGACUGUACAUCACUGUGGUGAAGAUAAUUGAUCAGAAUCACUGGCAGAUUAUUAGUCUGAUAUCUGCUCUGUUGAAUGGUGUUCUGAUCAUUGUGAUCAUAGGACUAGUAAAGGUGUUUGUUCUUGGAAGCAAGAGAACCAGAGACAACUUGAAACAUUCUCAAGAUACACACCUACAACAGCCUCAAGCUACGGAUCUCGAACAACCACAAAACUCAAGCCAAGCACAGGAGGCCACCAGGGCAGAGCUGAUGACCACCAGGGUGGAGCUGAUGGAACUUAAGACCUCCAAGGUGGAGCAGGCGCUGCUAAGGAUCACCUCAGGGCAGCUAAUGGUGCAGGGGACUACCAAGAUAGCUCUGGCUGAGCAGAUGUCCACCAAAGUUGAGCAGAUAAGGACAGGCAGACAGUUCAUAGGCGAACUUUGGGGUCACUACAUGGCAGGCAAAGAGUUUAGAGAUGGCAUCUUUGGCUGUGACAGGACAGGUGAAGAGCUCAGAGACAGCUUCAUUGGCCGUGACAGGGAAAGCAGAGACUCAGAGACGGCCUCCUUGGCCGAAACAAACAAGCAAAGAGUUCAGGGACGGCCUCCAUGGCCGAGACAGGGCAAGCAGAGCGUUCAAGAGGGAUUUCAAAGGUCGAAACAGAUUCACGGACUGAAGCGACCUCUGAAGUGGAUUUAUGGAAUGGAGCAGGCUCCGGAGUGGACUUAUGGACUCGAGUGA
Molecule: messenger RNA, 1059 nt
Organism: Sinocyclocheilus anshuiensis
Lineage: Eukaryota; Metazoa; Chordata; Actinopteri; Cypriniformes; Cyprinidae
Exons: 6
Coding region: 1-1059 (352 amino acids)
Source: RefSeq, a predicted model, not a curated record